This is a messenger RNA of Lytechinus pictus (painted urchin), 4307 nucleotides long. RefSeq names its product solute carrier organic anion transporter family member 4C1-like. Gene Ontology annotation, cellular component: plasma membrane. Lineage: Eukaryota; Metazoa; Echinodermata; Echinoidea; Temnopleuroida; Toxopneustidae. Gene Ontology annotation, biological process: transmembrane transport; sodium-independent organic anion transport. The transcript is spliced from 11 exons. Bases 192 to 2438 code for a protein of 748 amino acids. The record is from RefSeq and is a predicted model, not a curated record.
GACUUUUCAGUGGCGUAAACAUCUUUCUGUAUUGUGAUUAGCCAAAAUGAGGGUAAAAGUCGUAUGGUUGAAACACAGGGAUUUACGAUACGUAUUAUUUUCUUAUUCAUUCACGUCAUCGGCGAAAAUCAUAUAAGACUACCGAGUACUAUGAGUCCGAAGGCCAUUCAUCCAAUCUAAGCUCCAUCAAAAUGGCCAUCGCCUCCUCCCAAUCCUUCACAACAAAACCAGAUAUUCCUUACGACGGAUGCAAGUACAGUGAAGUAACAACCGCUGAGGAGGGUGAUGAUGGGACUCAAAGUAACGAGAAGAAAUUGGUCCAUUCCGAAACCAUGGAAAGUCCGGGUUGCAGUACGGUCGGUGACGAGAAUGAUAGGAUGAUACAGCCGGGUUUAGAGAAUGGCGGAAGAAGUCUUAAUAAUAGAGGAGCGGAAGGAGAAGAAGAAGUAUGCAGAUAUACAUUAGAAGAAGGAGAAGUAGGAGAUACUGACACCAAAGAGAAGCUAGAUAUAGAUCCCGAUCCUGGAUCAUUAAGAUGGGGUUGGGGAAGAUGGACUCCAAAGUGCACACAGCGGUUUAACACGCCACCUUGGCUUUUGGUUUUCUUAAGCGCACUCGUAUUUUUCCAAGGCAUGGUGGGUAGCGGGCUUACCGGCAGCAAUGCAACGUCAAUUGAACGACGAUUCCAACUUCGAAGUCAAGACUAUGGUUUUCUCGUCAGCACAUACGAAACCACCCAUAUCAUCUUCACACUCUUCGUCGCUUUCAAAGGAGGGCGUGGCCACAAGCUCAAGUGGGUUGCUUUUGGCUCAUUGAUUAUAGGAAUGAGCUCUUUUUUAUUUGCGCUGCCCCAUUUCACGACCGAUGGAUACGAGAACUUCAAUGAUGAGCACGGCGAUCUGGGGAUCUGCGAAUUCGAAGAGAAUGGCGAACUCACCGUAACAGAUGAGAAAUGCAGAGAUGGUCAAAAGGAUGAUAAUUUAUCACGUUAUAUCUAUCUAUUUGGAGCUGCAGAGGUCCUCUUGGCAAUGGGUUCUAUUCCAAUAUACACACUUGGUAUUGCAAUACUUGACGAAAGUGUGACGCUUAGAAAUAACGGUGUUUUUCUAGGUGUUUUCUAUGCUGUUAGUACAUUAGGGCCAGCGGUAGGGUACGUGGUAGCUGGUCUUUGUCUCACAAUAUUCACUGACAUUCACCUUCCAGAGGGGGUUGACCUUACAGAUGGCGAUCCUGGAUGGGUAGGGGCUUGGUGGAUCGGUUAUGUCAUAGCUGGUGUCUGUAUUCUACUUAUCUCUAUUCCUCUCGGAGCAUUCCCAAGGGAAUUGCCCACAACUGCCAAAAUUCGAUUGGAGAAGGAAUGCGAGGCGCAUGCCAAUGCCGGGGCGGAUAUCACGGCACAACCGAGUUUCGGAUCACGACCCGGUGACCUGUUGAAAGCAAUCAAAUACAUAUUGGUUAACCCAACCUACAUGUGCAUCACUUUGGCCGGGUGUUCGGACUCUUUGAUGAUCACGGCAUUCGGAGUCUUUCUGCCAAAGUUCAUUGAGAAUCAGUUUGCAACGACGGCUACCGUAGCAACAACCAUUGUUGGUACCUGUAUUGUACCUGGUGGGAUACUUGGUGUGCUAUUUGGAGGUUGGAUUAUUCGUAGAUUUCGUCUAAGUGUAGUUGGAACGAUUAAAUUCUGUCUUCUGUUGACGAUCAUAACAACACUUACAUUACCUACCUUGUUCAUUAGAUGCCCACAAACUGAUUUAGCAGGUGUUCUAGUGAGCUAUGAACACAAUGAUUCUAACAGCUACUUGCACAGCGAGUUAGAUUUGACCCACACUUGUAAUACAGCAUGCAUUUGUUCAACCGCUCGCUACCUUCCUGUGUGCCUACAAGAAUAUGAUCUUGAAUUCUUCAGUCCUUGUCAUGCAGGCUGCACCAUUGAUUAUGAAAAUGGGACGUACACUGAUUGCGCAUGCGCAGUAUUAGUUUCUGGUGGUUUCUCAUCAUCGGUAAUAACUGGAAAGUGUAAGAGUGGUUGUUUCAUCCUUCCUAUCUUCGUAGCUCUUUUUAUUCUAAUUCUAGUGGUUUUGUUUAUGCCAAUGGUUCCAGCAACAAACGUCACGUUAAGAUGUGUUCCUGAAUCACAGAGACCAAUGGCACUGGGUGUUCAGUCUAUGAUAGUCAGAUGCUUAGGCUCCAUUCCAGGCCCUAUCCUAUUUGGAAUAAUCAUCGACAGCACAUGCUUGCAAUGGCAGGAAACAUGCAGUGGUCACGGAUCAUGUUGGCUUUAUGAUAAUAAAAGCUUUGCUUCGAGACUAGCUAUUAUAUCUUGUGCGCUUAAAGUGAUGUGUGGAUUCCUAUAUGCCUUGGCUUUGUUCAGUUAUAAGCCAGCAACGCAGUCUCAAGUCAAUCAAAAAGACAAUGAUCGUUCACAUGUUUCGUAGCUGAAAGCUGAAAUUAUAUAUUUGUAACGUCUAUAAAUAACAUUUUUCUGUUUUCACAUAUUUAUUCACACCUUCAUAAUUUUAUCUCUGAGAGAGGAUUGGAAAAAAAAUCAAUAUUGAUUCGUUAUGAUUAUUUAAUCCCCCAUCCCUCCUCUCCUUUGGAACAAUAAUUCAAACCAAACUUCUACUUUUUAUUAUAUCUUGAUCAUGCUUACACUUGACUUAUCAAUACAAUACAAUAUUGUCACUGCCUGGUAAUUUGUAUAUAUAUAUUUUAUCUCCAGGGAUUGCAUCUCAAAGCUCUUUGAGUCUUGUGGAAAAGGCGCUUUAGGAAUUUGAACUAUUAUCAUAUAAACCUUUAUAUUGUGGCUUGCCCAUUGCUGAUAUAGGAUACGUCUGUGUGCUAAAAGCUUAUUAUCAGUGUCAUCAUUUUCAAAUGGAAAUUCUGAAAAAAAUAUAUAUUAAUGUAACAUGGGAACAUCUUUCCCAAAUAGAUUUAUCCCGAUACCAUGGUAAAUAUGAUACCUUCGAUCUGGUUUUAACAUAAACAUAUUUCAGUCUAGAACUUUUAUAUAUUUUUAUUUUCCAAUAAAUAAUCUUGUGGAAGGGAGAGAAAAGAGUGGACAUAAUGUACGAUUGGAUUGUAAAUGUGAAUCUUAUUUUUGUGGAAUUGAUUAAAUGCAGUCUUAAAUAUAUCUGUAAAGCGCCUAGAGACGACGUUCUCAUGUAUUAAGCGCUAUACAAAAGCGUGUUAUUAUACUAUUAUUAUUGAUAAUGGUAAAUGGUGGUGAUUACCUGAUUGCUAAGAAAACAUGAAUGCUUGUAAGCAAGCAACCAGAGGACCGACGGCUGGUAAUGAGGAUAAAUGCCUUACCAAAGGACCCUAGCGCACCUAUAGUGGGAAUCAAACCUGGGUCACCGGAAUCCGAAACCCCCGCUAUUAUUCUUUUUUUUUUCAUUAUUAUAGUUAUUAUUAUUAUCAUUAUUAUAAUUAUCAUGAAAUCGGCCGAAUCAUGUGUACAAGAAAGAUUUUUUUCCUUAUUGGCUGCUACCCCUCAGUACGACUCUGAAUCAUAUAAUGCAAUUUUAGACUAUAUCGAUUUGUAAUACAUGUAUUUUAACUUUGUACACAGUAAAAAAUAAUUAUACAACGCUGUUUACUAUAUGAACCUUACAGUAAUUGUUUAAACAGUUUAAACAAGUGUUUAAAUCUUAAGCAACAAAGUUUAAUUUUCAAUAUCUAAUCUUCAAAAAAUUAAACAUGAUUGUUUAAACGGUUAAACAAAUACUGUAAGAUUCAUAUAGUAAACAGCGUUGUAUAAAAUCUUAAACAGCGUUUUUACUGUGUAUCAUAAUUUGUUUUAUGUAAAGUUUUACUGAGAGAAUAAAACAAUUUGAAUUUGAACAAAAUCGAUCUCAGAAGAAUCGGAAUAUUAUCUUGUCAUAAGUAGUUCAACGAUUCAUCCAAGCAAUUAUUAUGAUCAAACUCUAAUUAUUAUGAAUAUAUUGCUAUUACACUUUUACUGCUUUUUAGCAACCCCGUGAUAAGGGCCCUUCCAUGAUUUGCUCGAUGUGCGAGCCACUGCUUAAUUAUUGAACAAUUAAAAGCAAAAAUUAAGAUCAGUAUGAAAAUGAGGAAACUGCCACCCACUCACUACUGUUAAUUUUGUUGUAUGGUAUUGAUAAUUCAUUUUUCACCUCAUUAUAAUGUGAGAUAAAGUUUGAUUCCUCCUGAUCACGUGGUAUUACCGUUGUUGUAACCUGUUAUAGGACCAAUUCAACAAAAGUCUCAUUGUCUAAAAGUAUUUUUAUAAUUCAUUCAAUAAAAUACGAAAUAAAUGGUGCCGACACUCAUUUGCAUAUCAGCGC